AUGGCAACAAGAUUUAAGAAAAACAGAAAAAAGAGAGGUCAUGUAUCAGCUGGUCAUGGUCGUAUAGGAAAGCACAGAAAACAUCCUGGUGGAAGAGGAAAAGCUGGUGGUUUACAUCACAUGAGAAUUAAUUUUGACAAAUACCAUCCCGGUUAUUUUGGCAAGGUCGGUAUGAGACAUUUGAACUUGUUAAAAAAUCGAAAAUUUUGCCGUACCAUAAAUGUUGACCAAUUAUGGGGUUUAUUACCUGAAGAAAAAAAAAAAGAAUUUGCUGCAAACCCCAAAAUAGCCCCAGUUAUUGAUGUAACAAGAAUUGGAUAUUUCAAAGUUUUAGGAAAUGGAAAUUUAAAAUCAGAUCAACCAAUUGUUGUAAAAGCUAGAUAUUUUUCUUCCAUUGCUGAAAAAAAAAUAAAAGCUGUAGGAGGUCAAUGCAUAUUAGUAGCAUAA
Molecule: messenger RNA, 447 nt
Organism: Plasmodium vinckei vinckei
Lineage: Eukaryota; Apicomplexa; Aconoidasida; Haemosporida; Plasmodiidae
Product: ribosomal protein L27a, putative
Exons: 2
Coding region: 1-447 (148 amino acids)
Biological process (GO): translation
Cellular component (GO): ribosome; cytosolic large ribosomal subunit
Molecular function (GO): structural constituent of ribosome
Source: RefSeq, a predicted model, not a curated record